GUUGAACGAACGUGAUAUCCGCCAAUUUCAAAAUCAAAACACACACAAUAAUCACAUGAAAAUGUGAAAAAGACCUACUAAUAUCCAUAGCGAUGUUUUAAAAAUGCCACGUUUUACGUUUUAUGACUACUUUUUAACAUUUCUUUCAACGUCCACGUACAUUGCUGAUGUAGCAACUGAUGUUUCCUUGAUUGUUUAUUUCUUCACGGAAGGACAACAAGUAUGGGCGUCCCUGAGUCUGUGUUUUGUGGCCCUGGCAGCCCUCGUCAUGCAGGUGUUCAGCUUCCACUGGCAUGUAUCAGAUAGGACUCUCAAUGUUGGUUCACUGUUCAUACACCUGCUCUUCCUCGCACCUCUCCAUAGAUACUUCCGAGUGUUUCAUCUUGGACGUAGAUCUCGGCAGACAGGAAAGGCGGAAGAUUUAGGUGCGGCAUACAGAGCAAUCAAUGACAUCAGCAUUCUGCGACUAGUUGAGACGUUUUUAGAGUCAGCACCUCAGUUAGUGCUUCAGUUGUACAUAGUGCUUUCAAACCUUCAGAACUUUAACACCCUUCUUGGAUUUUCUAUGGUAUUUUCACUACUGUCUGUAUCAUGGUCUAUAACAGCCUACACAGAUGCCUUACAUCUGGCAUACAAGAAGUUCUAUAAGCGCAGCUUCAUUUCCAUGGUUACACAUCUCAUAUGGCAAACAGGGAUGGUCACUGCUCGUGUUGUCUCAAUAGUGCUAUUUGCUACAGUCUUCCAUGGAUAUGUCGGCAUACCUCUUGGUGUCCACUUUGUGGUAAUGUUAGUCUGGAUUACAAAGCUACAACCUGAGUUUGGUUCAACAUCUUGUGAACGACGUCUCUUCACAGUGGUGUCUGCAGCAAUACACAUAUUCUGCUUCCUGAAUCUAAAGGAUGGAAAUUCACGAUACAGAAUGGUAUUCUACUACAUUGUAAUGCUGAUUGAGACAGCUGUUUACAUGACGGUCUGGUAUAUGUGUAAACCAUACAGUGGGCCUAUCUGGUUUGAUGUGUCUGCUUUCUCAGUGGUAUUUGGAGCUUUUGGUUUAGGUACAUUAUUUCUGUUACUGUACUACGGCUGCUGCCAUCCUAGUGGACCUGCUCCGAUACCCAGUCAGAAACCAGAUUUCCUCAGACCAGGAAACCUCAACUUUGGUGCUGGUCCGCACCAGUAUAAACCAAGCUUACAGUUCAAGAAACCUCAGCAAGAUAAGCAGAUGAAUGGUGCAUCAAAGCAUAACCAGCCAUCCAUAUUUGAUGUGUCAUCAACCUCUGCUCGAAUUAAUCUUUGGUUGAGUGCAUCUCUGGACCUUAGUAAAGAAGGUCUGGUUGAAAACCCGGAUACUCACCUUGAUCCAUCCUUACAGUUAUCUGGUAAUCAGACAAUGGACAGAGAACAGAAGAUUGAUAAUCUGAGUGAGCAGAGGAAUGUGUCCUGUAUGAAAUCACCGGUAGCUGUGCAUGUGUCACCAUUGGGAUCAUCGGGCAGUAACAGUGCAGCUAAAUCAAUCUUAGGGAGGUCUCAUUACUCCUCAUAUCAGGAUGCUGGUAGCUACAGAGAUAGGUCAGAGUCAGAAUUGAACAGAACAGAAGAUAGACUGGACUUCAGUCGAAUUAGUAGAGCAACAGAUAGAGAACAGUCUAUACCAGAUUAUAACCUUGUUGAAAUGUUUGCUCGAUGUAAACUAGACCCAUCGUUUGUUUCAGAUUCUUCCAUCAGUGACAUUUUGUUUAAUCAGACCAUGAAGCAAAAUAGUCCUACUGGUACACAUGGAAAAUACUCACUUUCACCAGAAAAUCAAAGUGGAAGAACAUUUCUUGAACAAAACAAGUCACAGAUGGAAAUUUCUGGCUCAAAUUGGAACCAAACUAGGACAUCCAAUGAUUCUUCAAAAUCAUUGAUAUACUCGACAAGGACAACACCAGAACGAGAUAGUGUUGGUGAACUUGGACCACCAAGUAUAUCACCUCUAGAUCCAAGCAGACUGUGGGAGGAAUCAGAAGGAAGAUUGGCACAUACACCAUCCUAUACCAGUUAUCUGAACAACACUGGGUCAGACCCAACGUUACAUCGAUCAGGGGAGAAAAAUCCUGUAUUGACUGUAACACCCGAUGCUUCAAGGGGAAUUACACAUUUGUCACUCUCUUACAGCAAUUUGAACUCUGACAAUAUUUCACCAAAACAAAAUACGAAUGGCAGCAGAGACAAUAGUGCUCUUUCAGAGACAGCAAAUUCUUUUGUAUUCAAGAAUGGGGUAGAUAAAUCAAUUGAGUCGCUAAGUGGUAGCAGUAACCUUGUAAACCAGUCUGAAAUGCUGUCUUUCUCUGAUGUUUCACUUCAACUUCCAGAUAGUUCGUCAAACUCGAAAAAUAUGUCGGGUACACAACCAGAUAUUUCAAAAAGUACCACCCCAAGUGUCAGACUUAACAAUCAGGGAAAGAGAAAGUCUGGUGAGAGAUAUGGUUCAUCAAAUAAAUCUUCUUUAGACAAGUAUUCUAAGUCUAGAUCUAUAGAUAGUUUUAGCAGUAGAGAAUACUCGCCAUCUGAUCAGCAAUCCUCGUACUUGUCAGACAGAGGUUUAGCAUCUUCUGAUAGAGGACUUUCUUCUUCGCAUUCUACAAAUGACGCUUCGGGUCAUAGGUCGCUCACUUCUAGUGGGUUUCAGAGUGAAGAGUCAAACAUGGGCAUUACAAGUCCAGCCUACACUCAUUUCUGUAACAAAAAUGCAAACCAGUUUCAGUCAACACCAGUUGUUGAGAAUGAAAUUUCUUCUAUUUGCCCACCCUCUUCCGUAAAACCAGUGAUGACAAAGAGAGUAAGUUUGGAUGAGGACGUCUAUGCAGAUGUUUCAAAAUUCAAGAACUCGACACCAGUUAUUGAAGAAAAUCCAACAACAGUGCACAGUAAGGAUUUAGAUGACAACAUAACACCGAUCAGUAGUGGUGAGCCUAGAAAAGGUCAUAUAGUCAUGCCACCAUCUUCAUUAUUUUACGAGAAUUCAUGCGUUGAUUCUCCAAUUCUUCCUCCACUCGGAUGGUCUCGUUGUCCAUCGUCAACGGGAUCUUCAAGCUCAGGAGGAAAGUUUUUCAAGGACCCAACUAUAGAUAGUAAUGAAAAUUUGAAUAAUAAAUCAGAAGACUCUAAAUAUAGCCAGUCUUCGGUGUCGCAGGGAACAAAUAACAGUGGAUGUCUAGAGAGAUCAAGUCUGUCAGCUCUGCUUUCUGAUAUGUCCAGUAGUAAAUGUACCCGCACUUCGGAAGAGACAUUGUCAUUAUCUUCUGAUCCAGAUUCUUUGAGACGGUCGAGCCGUUCAGCCUUGUCCAUAAGCAUGAUGAGAAAGGCUGAAAGUCUACCAUACAUGCCAGAGAACAGUGCAUACAAUUUGAAUAAUUCAGAAACCAGAAUAGCUGCCAGUCUGCCAUACCAGCCGUAUGAUCCACUGAACAAACAGAGCUUGGACAGAUCACAAAACAGCAUUCAUGAUUAUGAAAAUAUCAACAAUUAUUCAAGACAGAAUUCAAAUGGAUCAAAUUCUUCCAGUUUAAGCUUGACCGGUGGCAAAACUGUUUCUUCCUAUCUUUAUAACAGUGAACUAGAAAAGAAUAGAUUACAAGAACUGUAUGAUGAAUUAUCACAUGCAUCUAGUACUGGUAUUUCUAGAAUACCAGACUAUGUAAAUGUGAAUGAAUUUAGUGAUGGCAAUUAUGUUGACUGCCUAUCAGAAACUGAAGCUGUAACUGACAUGUUUGGCAGGGAUAAAUGGAGAGCCAGUCUAGAUAAAGAAAUGAAGGAUAGACUAGUUCAUGACAUUGAAAAACUUGCCCCAAGGAAAUUGUAUCAGCUUAGCACAAAGAAUGGACCUCCAAAGAAGAAGUUGUCACCUGUAAAUAUUACUGAAUACACAGAUUCACCAUACAAGUUCAGAAAACCAAACAAUACCACCUCAUACUAUGAAAAUAUUGACAAUUUUGGUAAAACUGAUCUUAGUGAAUACACUCAGUCACCAUUUAAAGUUAGAAAAUCUGGCAGUUCUGCUAGAAGAACUAUCUGUGACAUUGUAAAGAGUGAUAGUAAUGACAGUUUGACUGCAGAGUAUGAAAAUAUAAACUCUUUAGGUGGUAAUACAGACUAUGUUAACAUUGAUCAUCUGUUGGGUCCCUGCCCUGUAGCUACUCCGGAAAGUUUGUCAGAUAACGUAAUGCUUGAAGAUAUUCACGGACACAGGGACAAAACUUUCAGUCUGGUUAGUAAUGUACAUGGUGAAUUAUACCAAGACUCUGUGUUUGACAAUGAAAGUUUGCGAUCACAAGAAUUACUUCGAACGAAAUCACCUAUAAAUACAUCUGGUGUGAAUAGUGCUUUUAGACCAGUUAAAGGGAGGAAAAGUGUUGAGAGUCCACUGUCUAGAAGUAGCAGCAAUAGUGACAAAACAUAUAACAUUGAGAAUGAAAUAGGUUAUAAAAGCGAUGAGUAUGUGCAAUCCAGUCAAGAAGGUUCUGUAGAAAGCACUGAUGCCAGUUUAAGUUCUAAGAAUUCAAGAAGGCAAUCAAAUGUAUCAAAUUAUUUGAGUGAUGUUGAAAACAUGUCAUCCUUUCAAUGGUCACAGGAUACUGGAUCGGUGUCCAUGACUGGUUUGUCCGAAUCAACAAGUCAGUCUCCAAGAAACUACCUGCAACUUGCUGGUAAAGCUCCUCUCAAUUUUUCUGUGCCAACAUUUUUGCGAGAUGAUAGCAGCAGCCAAACCUCAAAGCAUUCCUAUACAGAUUCAAUCCCCUGGGAGGAAUCGGAAAGUUCCUUACAGACUUCUGCUGAUUUAAGUGGAGUAAAGCCGAGUGUAAGACAGCCUUUAAAGGCACUAGAAAAUACACCGGUGUUUUCCCCAAUCUAUGGUCAAGACAGACAGUUAAGUAUUGAACUCUCAAGUAGGAAGAGAUUCAUGAGUACUCCAAAAUUAUCAACAGGCUCGGAGAUGAGUAUGUCGAGAAACUCGGAGGAUUCUAUUUUGAGCAUGAAGACCCCUCAGCGCAGGAGAAGUUCUGGCGUACCCAAGAAAACAUACUCUGACAACACUAGUACUUGGAGUUCACAAAGCGAAGCAGACAUUUCAAAUCAUGUAAAUGAGCAUAGUACUUUUGCAUUGUCCAAAACAACCUAUAUUUGAUAUGGAAAAUAGAGGUCUGGUUCUGAUCAAUAUUUUAUUGAACUGAUUUGCCAGUAAUGUUUCUUUUUUGGACUUUAGGUUAGGAUAAAUGCACAGUUGAUUCAGUCAUAAAGAUUUAGUCUUCUAGCAAUUAAGGUAUUUUGUAAAAUUCAAACAAAUGGGAUGGGAGAUUGAAAAGAGUAAGAAUUUUUUGUAUGUGCAAUUAAACCUGUGUGAUUUUGUGUUUGUCUUUGACUGGAGUGUUAUAUGUAGUUAUGUAUAUAUAUUUAUGAGCAUUGUACUGGUAUUCAGGGUUUGGUAUUUCAGAUUUUCACUUUGCCAUAUUGUAAUGGUGUAUUUGAUUAGAAGUUCAAGCUAGUGAUAAUGUUUCCUUUGAGAUAGCAAGCAGCAGUAUGGUUUCUUAGAUUAAUUUUAAGUUCCAUAAUGUUUUUCAUUUUAUAUUAAAAACUGAUAAAGCAGUUGUUCAAAUAGGGAAUAUACAUAAUUAUAUGGUUAGAUGAGCACUACUUUCAAUAUUGCACAGGAACAGUCAGGGCCAUAAAGGGAGAUAAUAAAAAAAAAAACUGAGUCAAUUAAGCUUUCUGUUUUAUGAUUCGGAAAUUCUGCUUACCUCAUUGUCAGUUUGGUGGUCCAUAAAAGGUGAUAUUCACCACAAGAAGUGAUAUUCUUAUUUAUAAACAAGCUUGAAUGAGCUACUCUGACACUUGCGCUAUACUAAAUAUAGAAUUGGUGUCAAACACCAACCAGUCUUAUCCGGUUUCCAUAAAUGCAUGAUCAAAUCAGCAGCCUUUUCGCAUUUCGUUAAAUUUGUGUAUUGACUGUAAACAUUUUUUCUAAUGAACAAUCUAAAGGAGAUAUUAACCACACUGCACUUUUUAAGUGUAGUCAUAAAAUAAAACGCUGCAUGAUUACUGUGAAAUCAUUAAUAUUCGUGGGGGAUUAAUUUUCGUUGUUGAGUCAAUCCACGAAAUUUGAUCCCAACGAACGUGUAAAAUUCCCAUUCAUUUUAUGUUCAAAAGUUGGAAUCCACGAAUUCAUAUCCCCAUGAAAUUGCCGUUUUGACAAAAACCACGAAAUUUCAUGCCCACGAAAUUAAACGAUUUUACACCGGUUAGGUCCAUAAACUUGGAUAUUCACUGCAUUAUCAUACAAUAACUAUUUACAAUUGUAUUAACCAAAUUUUCAAAUAUAUGACCAAUCUCUUUAGUUUACAUUUACAGAAAAUAGAAAAUAACAAGAAAUUAAUACAGUUCAGGUUAAUAUAUACACAUUAUUAACAAUGUCAUUAUGUCCCUUUAACUACUUGCACACAUGUACAGUAUUGGAAUCUGUUUUAGUUUUUUUCAUUUGCCAGAUCAAAGAGACAUGGUUUUUAUACGCCCAAAGGGACGUAUUAUGUCACAACGCCGAUGUCCUUUGUCUGUCCGUUAGCAAUUUCGUAUCCGCUCUAACUCUUGGACACCUUGAAGGAUUUCGAAAAAAAACUUGACACAAAUGUUCACCACACCGAGACGAUGUGCAGAGCGCAUGUUCUGGAUGGCUCGCUUCUAGGUCAUGGUCACACUUAGGGGUCAAAGGUCAUAUGAGUUUGUUUUGCUCUGUAACUCUUGAACUGCUUGAAGGAUUUUAAAGAAAAUUGGCACAAAUGUUCACAACACGAAAUGACUUGCAGAGUACAUGUUUCAGAUGGCUCACAUCAAGGUCACACUUAGGGGUCAAAGGUCAUGCCUUUGGGCGUAUAUUGCUCCGCAUUGCGGUGCUCUUGUUUAUUCUCAGGGCAGGCACAUGUCUAGUGACAAUUUAACCAAAAAAUUAAUAAUUUACCGUUUCUAUACCCAGGGUUUUCUUUAAUUUCUCUUUAAAUGUUAGAUAAUACUAUUCAUGUUGUAAAUCAUUUUAAAGAACUUUGAGGAUGGUAAUAGAAAGUUUUUCUUUUUUUCAAAAUUCUUGAUUAGUUUCGAAUUAAUUGUAAAAAAAAAAAAAAAAAAGAGUUCAUUUUCACAGUUUCUCUGUUUUAUGGCUGCAACAACCAGUGCCGUUUUAGAGAGUCUAAAAUGUUUACAAUUUCAGAAGCAUGGCUGAAUGGAACAUUGUUAUAUAAGCAGAAUUUCACUGGAAAAGACAGCAAUGUAAAAGCUAACAAAUUUAGUAGGUCAUACUAAGCAUUGUUAAAAGGUUGGUGGUGCUUUAUAUUAUGUACAUACUCGUUGGGGAGAGGUGGGGUGGGGGGGGGGGGGGGGGGGGUAUUUAAAUUCCAAUGAUAAAUUUCAAAUUAAGUCAACAUUUCAGCAGAAGAUAAUUAUGUCUCUUACCACACAGUGGUGUGGGGAACUUAUUGAUUUACUCCUGUCUGUGUGUGUCUGUCUGUCACAAAUCUUGUCUGCACUCUAAGCCAAACAUUUCUCAUCUGAUCUUCACCAAACUUGAACAAAAUGUGUUUGACCAUAAGUCCUCGGCCAAGAUCGAUAACUAGCCAAAUCAGCCCAGGCACUUCGGAAUUGUGGCCCUUGAAUUACCGAAAAUCUGCUUUUUUACUCGUGUCUGCGCUCAGAGUCGAACAGUUCUCAUCCGAUCUUCACCAGCCUUGAACCAAAUGUUUUUUACCAUAACUCCUUAACUAGUCAAAAAGCCCGAGGUACUUUAGAAUUAUGGCCCUUGAAUUACUCAGAAUCAGCCUUUUUACUCUUCAGAGGUACAUUUGUAGUGUGUAAACAGUUUAUAAAGACUGACUUACUAGUUAGAUGAUUAGGCAGUUGUGGGAGACAUGCGCUUUUCUCAAAAGCAGGUCUAGUUACCUUUCAUCAAAUAUAUAAAUACUGCACUUGAUGUAUGGAUUAUGAUUAUGCAACAUUGAAUUAUUCUGUAGGAUAGAGCUUGAAUGAAUGAUUACAAGAUUUUGAAGACAAAACUGUAAAUAUAAAAAUACUGUUAUUUGUGUACAUUUACUCGUUUUAUCUUUCUUUAUUGUUGCAUUAGAAAAAUGAUAUACCGGUAAUAGAACAGUUUUGCUACCAAUUUAAUGUUAUUUCUGAUGACCUUUAUGAAAUAAGGAAAUGUCCAAGUCAGCAGGACUGUGCAGUUUUAAAGAUUUUAGAAAAUAGGUUUGUGUGCAUUUUGACCAUUUCUGAGAUGUUGAUUUUGUCCUGACAAUGUAUGUUAUAUAAAACAGUCUUAGUUGAUUUGGACAAUGAGAAGGGUCCCAAAAUACAUUCCAGUCAUUUCAGUUUUUUUUUAUAAAUACAGAAAGCACUGUAUCGUAGGAUUUCUACUUUUUUUUCAAGUAAAGAAACUAGAUAGAUGUUUAACAUUUUAACUGAUUAGAAUGCCAUUUUAAAAUAUGUGAAUUUUAAAACCUUUUAUUCUCAAAUUUUUUUAUUUAUUUUUUUUUUGUGAAAGGAGUACCAGUGUUGUAUUUUUUGUUAAGGAGAACUUGUUAUGUUCAGUUAAUGUUAUUUAAUUUCGUUCGACUACAUUUUCUUUUGUGAUUUGAGGAACAGUUAGCGAAAAGGAUCUACAGAAAAUUGAAAAGGGGAAAUUGAAUUUUUACGAUUUUAUUUUGAUAUUUUUGUAUGUUCAGCCUAAGCUAAUGCUCUCCAUAUGUAAUUUUUUGUCAAAUUGCCAUUCUUUUUUAAAUAACUGUGUUUAUGUUUUACUCUAAUCAUUUAUCAGAUAAAUUCUUUUGUAAUAGUGAAAUGGUAUUUCAAAAUGUGUAAAAAUUAGUAAUCAGUAUAAGAAGAUAAAUUAAUCUCAGCCUUUCCUUCAUUUACCUACCUAAAAUCUCAACUUCUUUUACUUCGAGUUUCAUCUACAUAUUGAUUUUUUUGUUAGAAACUUUAUCAUUCAUUUUCUGAAAUCUUUCUAUGUGUUGGCUCUUGUUCUCUAUUUGUGCUGUUCCUGUCUUUUUUUACAUAGUUUAUACAAGACUGUCUGCAUUCAGUAGUUUCUGUCCACUCUAUGUACAUUCUAACCAUAAUGUGUUCUAAAUAUUCUAUAGCAAUAUUUUCAUAUAAAUGUUUGAUAUUACACUUUGUAUAAAAAGGUGAGAAGCUUAAA
Mercenaria mercenaria is the source of this 9220-nucleotide messenger RNA. RefSeq lists its product as uncharacterized. Gene Ontology annotation, biological process: apoptotic process involved in development; engulfment of apoptotic cell; phosphatidylserine exposure on apoptotic cell surface. NCBI's taxonomy places the organism in Eukaryota, Metazoa, Mollusca, Bivalvia, Venerida, Veneridae. Gene Ontology annotation, cellular component: plasma membrane. The record is from RefSeq and is a predicted model, not a curated record. The transcript has 8 exons. The coding region runs from base 104 to 5167 and encodes 1687 amino acids.